Molecule: messenger RNA, 3043 nt
Organism: Linum trigynum
Lineage: Eukaryota; Viridiplantae; Streptophyta; Magnoliopsida; Malpighiales; Linaceae
Source: the annotation of a GenBank genome assembly
AUUAUGAUGACCAUUUCAACUCUUAUUAAAUCUUCUCCACACCCAACUUACAAACUCAGAAAAGUCAAACUCUCUUCUUUUCUUUUUCUUUUCUUUUUUGGAAAAAUCUUUUCUUUUAGUACACACUGGCCUUGCUACCAAACCAAUUGAAUUUUCGUUAACCAGGACCUCGUGCUCGUCUAGACUUGGCGCCCACGGCAAUUGCCGGGCGACAGUUCCUGCUUCCAUGGCUGUCGCUUACCUUUCCAUUUCAAAGUCAAGAUUCUAAAUUACUCACAAGGGUUGCCGUGUCUAAGCAUUCGUUUUCACAUCCCAUACUCCAACUCCCAAGUAAGAGUAUAAAUCGCCCGCCCUCUGCCUCCCAAUUCCUACCAGCAAACCUCAUUCUAUCCCCUCCAACAUAAACAGAGCACUCUGUUUCAUUUCUCCCAAAAACCAUGGCUGCCUCGACUUCAUCAGCAUCGUCACCAGCCGUAUCCAACAUCAGAAACACCAAGGCAAUCCUGUCCACUGCAGCCUCCAUGGCUGCCACCGUCAUGCUCGCUCGAUCUCUAGCACAGGAUUUCAUUCCCCGGGAACUUCAGGACGCUCUGGUUUUCAGAAUCCGCAAAUUCCUCAGCCACUUCUCCUCCCAGCUCACCAUGGUGGUGGAAGAAUCCGACGGUCUGGUCUCCAACCAAAUCUACGACGCCGCCCAGACUUAUCUCGCCAGCAAGGUCAGCUCAUCGACGCAGAGGCUCAACGUCAGCAAGCCCGAUAACGAAACCCAGAUCCAUGUCCGGAUGGAGAGCCGCGAAGAGGUCUGCGAUGAGUUUCGCGGAGUGAAAUUCAAAUGGGUCUUGAUCUCGAGGCGGAUGCAGUCGUCAUUUUCUCAAGGAAAUCGCGGUCCGAUGGGAUCCGCAUUUCCCUCGGAGGUCCGGUCUUUCGAGGUCAGCUUCCACAAGCAGCACAAAGAAAUGGCUCUUCGAUCUUACUUCCCCCACAUUGUGAGCGAGGCGAAAUCAAUAAAGGAAAAGAGCAAGACCCCCAAGCUUUUCACUCUCCAGAAUCUGUACGGCAACAAUUCCGACACCUGGGCCGGCGUGAAUUUGGAUCAUCCCGCCACAUUCGACACUCUGGCUAUGAAUACAGAGCUGAAGAACACGAUCCUCAACGACCUCCAGAGGUUUGCGAGAAGGAAGGACUACUACAGGAGAGUUGGCAAGGCGUGGAAAAGAGGGUACUUAUUGUACGGUCCUCCUGGAACCGGUAAAUCGAGCUUGAUCGCUGCAAUGGCCAGCCAUCUCCGAUACGAUGUGUACGACUUGGAAUUAACCGAGCUGAGGGGAAACUCCGAGCUCAGGAGGCUGCUGAUUGCGACCCCAAAUCGGUCCAUACUAGUUGUAGAGGACAUCGAUUGCACGAUUGAUUUCGGGGAACAAUCAGCUGAUCAGCAGGAUUCUGGGUAUUGCCAGCAAGGUGGGAUGCAGAUGACGCUGUCAGGGUUGCUGAAUUUCAUCGAUGGGUUGUGGUCUAGCUGCGGGGACGAGAGGAUUAUAGUGUUCACUACCAAUCAUAAGGAGAAGUUGGAUCCAGCGUUGCUGCGGCCUGGAAGGAUGGAUGUACAUAUCAAUUUGUCUUACUGUACUCCUUGUGGGUUUAGGAUUCUGGCUUCCAAUUACCUUGGUCUCGAGGAUCAUAGUCUGUUUCGUGAGAUUGAAGAGCUGAUCUCGACGUCGGAGGUGACUCCAGCUGAAGUGGCGGAGCAGCUGAUGAGGAAUGACGAUGAGGCUGAUUGUGAGGGAGUGCUUGUUGGGUUGAUUGAGUUCUUGAGAUUCAAGAAGGAGAAAGCGGGAGAGGUGGAAGAAAUUGGCGAUCAAAAUGAGGAAGAAUUCGUCGGAACUGUUGCUGGUAAUCGGACUAAUAAUUUUAGAGGGAGGGGAGGGAGAAGGGGAAGGGGUAUUACCCGGCGGCUCAAUUAAUUGCUAACUGGCAUUGACCACCAAUUGACCUGGAAUUUUUGGAUUUAUUAUUUAUUAGAUUAUUUUAAUAUGAUUUCUGGAAAUUUUGCAUAAUUAAUUUUUUUUAUAAGGGUUAUAUCCCACGGCUUGCGAAAUUCUUUCCGAUUUAGCAGUCCAACUUACAAUUUUUAAAUUGAAAAUCAAUAUCACGCCGUGCUGAUUCACUAGAAUUAGGAUUGGGAAAUGGUGUGAUCUAGUUCAGACUGGAUUAUAUAUGCGGUCUACGGUCCAGACCGAGAGGUUAGAGUAUAAACCAUGGACCAGACCACGGAUUAUACGAUCUAGACCAGACUACGUUUGUGGCGUUUGGUCCGAUACUAUUUGGUCCAGAUAGACCACAAUGAAUGAAAAAUGAACAAAUUAAUUAGUCAACCACACAAAAAAUUGAGCCAAUAGUUAAGAAAAAAAAUGUUUUAUUUCCUUAAAACAUAAAUUCCUACAUGCAUGGAUAAUUUUGACACCAUAUAUCUCAGUAAAUAAUAAAGAUACAAAGUCAAAACAUCCCAAGUUGCACCAUAAUUUUUUUUUUAUAAGGGUGAUAUAGGUUUCAUUUUUGUGAAUGGGGUACUACUUAAGGGAUUCAAACCUGGGACCUCCAGGUUCUAGGCUCCUUGUUCGUUUGCACCAUAACGUCAUAAACAGUUACAUAAUGUCAUAUGGAGACACGAUCGUCUUUACUCUCUAAUGAAAUGUGGUUGUGAAUGAAGGAGGGGACAGGAUUCUCAAAUUAAGAUUGAGACUUGGGUAUCGUUGUAGGAGUUGGGAGAGUGGUCGAGUGGGUUUCUAACACAUAUUGUGAAGUCUGCUGGGUCCACGGUUUGAUUCGGUAAAUCGCGGUCUAGACCAGACCAGAUCAAAAAAUCAAAACAUCACAUAAUACAAAUCAUGGACUAGACCAGACCAUACUUAACGGUCUACGGUCCGGACCAAACUGUGCAAUCCGAUUUGGACCAUGAUUUUUCAAACGUUUUGGUCCAUUUUUCCGGCACUAACUAGAAUUGAAAUUUAUUUGUCCGUACUAAAAAUGAAAAAUUAAUGUAUUA